UACUGGUGAAAACAAAAUUCUUCAUGUUACACAUGCAACGAAGCUUCAAACUUUGCGUCUCACAAUUUUCUUCUUCAAUCACUUUUCAACAAUGAAUGUGAUUUCUCUUCUUCAAUUCCCUUUUUUCUUUUUUCUCUCUCUCAUUUCCCACCUCUUUCUUACUCUCCCAUGACUAAUUCACCAUUUUCCUCCGGCCACCGUCCUCUUCUGCUGGCUCACUUCCUCCUCCUUUUUCUCUUCGUUUCUUCAUUUUCCCUCUCCUAUGGUGAUGAACUUCAACCACUUUUAGACCUCAAAUCUGCCUUUUCUUCUUCUUCUUCUUCUUCUUUGGCUUUUAGCUCUUGGAUUAAAGGGAAGGAUGUUUGCAGCAGCUUCCAUGGCAUUGUAUGUAAUUCCAAUGGCUUUGUAGUAGAAAUCAAUCUCCCUGCUCAGAACUUGUCUAGGAUUAUUCCUUUUGAUUCUAUUUGCUCUUUGAAAUCUCUUGAGAAGCUGUCUUUUGGGUUUAAUUUUUUGUAUGGGAAGGUUAGUGAUGGUUUGAGAAACUGUUCUAAGUUGAAGUAUUUGGAUUUGGGUGAGAAUUUCUUUUCUGGUGAAGUACCUGAUUUGUCUUCUUUAGUGGGAUUGAGAUUCCUGAGUUUGAAUAACAGUGGGUUUUCUGGAGAUUUUCCAUGGAAAUCUCUUGUUAAUCUUACUGAUUUGGAGUUCUUGAGCCUUGGAGACAAUACAUUUAACCCAACAACUUCAUUUCCAUUAGCGAUUCUUGAGCUUAAGAACCUUCAUUGGCUUUACCUCUCUAACUGCACCAUUUAUGGUGAAAUCCCAUCUAGGAUUGGGAACUUGUCUUUGCUUGAGAAUCUUGAACUCUCACAAAAUAAACUCACUGGUGAAAUUCCUUAUGAGAUUGUGAACUUGAAGAAUCUAUGGCAGUUGGAGUUACAUGAGAAUUCCUUGACCGGGAAGCUACCAGUCGGGCUCGGUAACCUCACUGGACUAAGGAACUUUGAUGCCUCAUCUAAUAAUCUUGAAGGUGAUUUAAUGGAGUUGAGGUCCCUGACCAAUUUGAAGUCCUUGCAGCUCUUUGAGAAUCGAUUUUCCGGUACGAUCCCAGAGGAGUUUGGGGACUUUAAGGACCUUAUUGAGCUCUCUCUUUACCGAAACAACCUUAUUGGCAGUCUCCCUCAAAGAAUUGGAUCUUGGGCAGCCUUCGUUUUCAUUGACGUUUCAGAGAAUUUCUUGUCUGGACCUAUACCUCCAGACAUGUGCAAGCAGGGCAGAAUGACUGAUCUAUUGAUGCUACAAAACAAUUUCAUUGGUGGAAUCCCAGAAAGCUACACGAAUUGUAAAUCUUUGAAUCGUUUUCGUGUAAAUAAUAACUCUCUUUCGGGUGUUGUUCCUACUGGGAUUUGGAGCCUGCCAAAUCUUAGCAUCAUUGAUCUUUCAAUGAAUCAGUUUGAAGGUCCUGUGACUUCCGAUAUUGGUAAAGCAAAAGCUCUUGCUCAGUUAUUCUUAUCGAAUAACCGGUUUUCGGGUAACUUACCGGCUGAGUUAGGCGAAGCAUCAUCCUUAGUCUCAAUCAAGCUCGAUUCGAACCAAUUUGUUGGUCCAAUACCUGAAUCACUUGGCAAGUUGAAGGACUUAAGCAGCCUUGCUUUGAAUGACAACAAAUUUUCCGGCAAUAUACCUAGCUCACUAGGCUCUUGCACUUCUCUUUCUACCAUAGAUUUAUCUAUGAAUUCAUUCUCCGGGCGUAUUUCAGAGAAUCUUGGUUACUUGCCAAUUCUUAACUCCUUGAAUCUGUCUAGCAAUGAACUUUCAGGUGAAAUUCCAACUAGUUUCUCAAAGUUGAAGCUAAGCAGUUUCGACCUGUCUAAUAACAGGUUAAUUGGCCAAGUACCUGAUUCGCUUGCAAUCCAAGCCUUUGAUGAAAGUUUCAUGGGAAAUCCUGGCUUGUGUAGUGAGUCUAUUAAAUACUUGAGUUCAUGUUCGCCAACCUCUAGAUCAUCCUCCAGCCAUCUCACCUCGUUGUUGUCAUGUACCAUUGCUGGAAUUCUACUGUUGAUUGUGUCCUUCUUGUGUUUGUUGUUUGUGAAAUGGAAACGUAACAAGGAUGGUAAGCAUUUACUGAAUUCCAAAUCAUGGGAUAUGAAGCUAUUUCACAUGGUGCGCUUCACGGAAAAGGAAAUCAUAGAUUCAAUCAAUUCUCACAACUUGAUAGGAAAAGGAGGAUCUGGAAAUGUGUACAAAGUCGUACUAAGUAACGGCAAAGAACUCGCCGUGAAACAUAUAUGGCAGUCGAGCUCUAGAGACCAAGCGAACAGCGGGACUAGUGCAACCAUGUUAACUAAAAGAAAGACCAGGUCAUCCGAAUAUGAUGCAGAAGUAGCUACAUUGAGUUCAGUGAGGCAUAACAACGUGGUGAAAUUAUACUGUAGCAUUUCGAGUGAGGACAGUAACCUGCUGGUCUACGAGUACUUACCGAAUGGAAGUUUAUGGGAUCAGUUGCAUACUAGCAGGAAGAUUGAGAUGGGAUGGCAAAUAAGGUACGCGAUAGCUGUUGGAGCAGCAAGGGGCCUUGAGUAUUUGCAUCAUGGGUGUGACCGACCUGUCAUUCACCGAGAUGUAAAGUCAAGUAAUAUUUUGUUGGAUAGUGAUUGGAAACCUAGGAUUGCAGAUUUCGGGUUAGCAAAGAUUCUGCAGGAUGGCAAUGGCCAUGGGGUUGGAGAUUCAUCUCAUGUCAUUGCUGGGACACUCGGUUAUAUAGCCCCUGAAUAUGCAUACACGUGCAAGAUAAACGAGAAGAGUGACGUUUACAGCUUUGGAGUUGUUCUAAUGGAACUAGCAACAGGAAAGCAGCCCAAUGAGGCAGAGUUUGGGGAGAACAAAGAUAUUGUACAAUGGGCACACAGCAGAAUGAGAGAACUAAAAGGUAAUCUGAAAGAGAUGGUAGAUCCUAGCAUAUCAGAGGCUCAGGUGGAGAACGCAGUCAAAGUGCUAAGGAUCGCACUUCGCUGCACGGCUAAGAUUCCAUCUACAAGGCCCUCCAUGAGAAUGGUGGUUCAUAUGCUUGAAGAGGCUGAACCUUGUAACUUUAUUGACAUUGUUGUCAAGAAAGAAUGUGAAAACUAAAAGUAAUCAGCAAGAUUUGCAUCAUUACUACUGCAGUAGCAAAAGGAGAGCAUUUAUUGAGUUUAGUGUUAGGUCAUAAUAGGAUUUCAAGUCUUUCUCAAAAAGCUUGGAAUCAUGUGGCUCCAUCCGUUGACGAGGAGAAAAAGGUUUUGCCCCCUCUUCUACUUUUUCCUCUUGUAGCUUUUUUGCUUCAUUAGAUAGGAAGCAUUUGUAAAAUAUGGCUGCCAAUUUAAAUCCCCAGUGGCAUAAUCUUUAAGUUUGUAGAAUGUAAUCAUUGCAACAAAAGUAUUUAUUGGCUAUGAAGAACUAGAUUAGCCACCAUCGUUACAAUCCACCUCUUUUUCUGUUAUAAACGACUUCCUGCUUUAGCUA
Cucumis sativus (cucumber) is the source of this 3498-nucleotide messenger RNA. Its product is annotated as receptor-like protein kinase 7. Lineage: Eukaryota; Viridiplantae; Streptophyta; Magnoliopsida; Cucurbitales; Cucurbitaceae. The coding region runs from base 169 to 3126 and encodes 985 amino acids. Gene Ontology annotation, cellular component: plasma membrane. Gene Ontology annotation, molecular function: protein binding; protein kinase activity; ATP binding. The record is from RefSeq and is a predicted model, not a curated record. Gene Ontology annotation, biological process: protein phosphorylation. The transcript is spliced from 2 exons.